This is a messenger RNA of Photinus pyralis (common eastern firefly), 885 nucleotides long. RefSeq lists its product as uncharacterized. The coding region runs from base 379 to 714 and encodes 111 amino acids. The transcript is spliced from 3 exons. The record is from RefSeq and is a predicted model, not a curated record. NCBI's taxonomy places the organism in Eukaryota, Metazoa, Arthropoda, Insecta, Coleoptera, Lampyridae.
CCAAAUUAGGAGUACGUAGUUAUAAAACGAAAAUUUGCGUCUCUUUUGUACACAUUUUGAAUUUUCAUUGUAAAUACUCGCCUUUGAUACGCAAUCCGAUUUGUGAAGUAGUUUUAUUCAGAAACUAAUGCCGCAAGUCGUUCAACAACUGCUUCAGGCUGGGCAUUUUAUUUUUGGCGUUGCAAAUAUAAAUAAAGUCAUACAGUGACCAAUCAGUGGAAUACGGGUAAUAGUAAUCAGUGUAUUAUUCCUCGCAAUAACGAUAAGAUAAGCAGAUAAUAAUUAACAGUUAAGCCGUGAAUAAUCGGUUAAAUAUCUUGACACCUACAUAUAAUAUAAUAAAUGCUUAUAGACUAGUAUUAUUGUCAUUGUGAAGACAUGUAUUUUAAACUUGUGAUUGCUUCUGUUGCUCUCAUGUGUGUAGGUGUUGCCUCAGGUCGCCUCUGGAGCAACUGCUAUGGUUGCUAUGGACAUUCCGCCUACGACCCUCAAGCCGUUAUCAACUGUCGUCGCUUUAUUAAUAUUACCGAACGUCAUUCUUGUGAAGGAUAUUGCGUAUUUCUUUAUGGAACUGUUAUUGGAGAAACAGCUAACGCCACAUUAGCCAUGAGGUAUUGUUCUCGCUAUCAUUGUAUGUUCAUCACAUUACAUGGCGGCGUAAAAGAACACUGUUCGGAUUGCGAACACGACUAUUGCAAUACUCAAACAUAUUGAUUUUACAACAGUUAACGAUUACUCAAAUUUAUAAGUUGUAGAUUUAUAACACUUGCGCGAAAUCACAACCAUCAUGCGGACGUCGAUGUUGGAACUUCUAUUAAUCCAUUUUCUACCUAUGUUUAAAGUAGUAACCAGUUAUUGUCAAUAAAAACGUGGACCUAUAAUAUA